UGAGGCAGUAAGAGCGAGCGGCGGGCGUGACGGUGGAGCCGGUUGUUGGGCGGCCAUGAGCUACGAGCACCGCCGGGACUGGGGCCGCGGCGGCGAUGGCGGGCCUUCCUCCGCCGCGGGGGGACACGGGGGCCGCGGCGGGGGCCGCGGGCGCCACCCAAGCCACCUCAAGGGCCGUGAAAUCGGGCUGUGGUACGCGCGGAAGCAGGGUCAGAAGAGCAAGGAGACGGACCGGCAGCAGAGAGCCGUCGUGCGUAUGGAUGAACGCAGAGAAGAGCGAAUUGUGCAGCUCUUGAACACUGUCCAAACUAAAAAUGAAAAAGAGCAAGAAGCCAUGUCCUGGUGGUCUGGGGAUGAAGAAGGACCUACUCCAGAACAACCCCCUAAAGUGAAAGCAGAGGCUGAAAAAGCUCCUGUAAGACAGAGACCAGCCUUGGAAAAAACAUCUCUUGAUCGGGAUGUGGAAUACCUCUUUGAAAAAAAUGAGCAGGAUACUAAUUUAGAUGAGCAACUUAAAGAAGACUUAAGAAAGAAGAAAUCUGAUCCUAGAUAUAUUGAAAUGCAGAGAUUCCGAGAGAAACUCCCUUCAUAUGGGAUGAGACAGGAACUUGUAAACCUUAUAAACAAUAAUCGAGUAACUGUGAUCAGUGGUGAAACUGGUUGUGGAAAGACAACCCAAGUGACACAGUUCAUCCUGGAUGAUUACAUUGAGCGAGGGAAAGGGUCUACAUGCAGGAUUGUUUGUACUCAGCCUAGGAGGAUCAGUGCCAUCUCGGUGGCUGAGAGGGUGGCUGCUGAAAGGGCAGAAGUAUGCGGUAGUGGCAAGAGUACAGGAUACCAAAUUCGUCUACAGAGUCGGUUACCAAGGAAACAAGGUUCAAUAUUGUACUGUACUACAGGAAUUGUCCUACAGUGGCUCCAGUCAGAUAAGAACUUGUCCAGCAUUAGUCAUGUAGUCCUUGAUGAAAUUCAUGAAAGAAAUCUUCAGUCAGAUGUUUUAAUGAGCAUUAUUAAAGAUCUUUUGAAUAUUCGUUUGGACCUGAAAGUAAUACUCAUGAGUGCUACUCUAAAUGCGGAGAAGUUUUCGGAGUAUUUUGAUAAUUGUCCAAUGAUUCACAUACCUGGAUUCACCUUCCCUGUGGCAGAAUAUCUCCUCGAAGACGUAAUUGAGAAGUUGAGGUAUACUCCAGAAAACACAGACCGUCGGCCACGGUGGAAGAAAGGCUUCAUGCAAGGACAUGUAAGCAGGCCAGAAAAAGAAGAAAAAGAGGAAAUCUACAGGGAACGAUGGCCAGGCUACUUAAGGCAGCUGCGGGGCAGGUAUUCAGCAAGUACUAUAGAUGCCUUGGAAAUGAUGGAUGAUGACAAGGUUGACCUUGACCUUAUAGCAGCGCUUAUCAGGCACAUUGUUUUGGAAGAAGAGGAUGGUGCAAUUCUUGUGUUUCUUCCAGGCUGGGACAACAUUAGCACGUUGCAUGAUCUCUUGAUGUCACAAGUCAUGUUUAAAUCAGAUAGGUUUAUUAUCAUACCUUUACAUUCAUUGAUGCCUACUGUUAACCAGACUCAGGUUUUUAAGAAGACCCCGCCAGGAGUAAGGAAAAUCGUGAUUGCUACCAACAUUGCAGAGACUAGCAUUACAAUAGAUGACGUCGUGUUUGUUAUAGAUGGUGGAAAAAUAAAGGAAACUCACUUUGACACACAGAACAACAUUAGCACAAUGGCAGCAGAGUGGGUUAGUAAAGCUAAUGCCAAGCAGAGGAAAGGUCGAGCAGGAAGAGUUCAGCCAGGCCACUGUUAUCAUCUGUACAAUGGACUCCGGGCUAGCCUUCUAGAUGAUUAUCAGUUACCAGAGAUCUUGAGGACACCUUUGGAAGAACUCUGUUUACAAAUCAAGAUUCUAAAGCUUGGUGGAAUUGCUUAUUUUCUGAGCAAACUAAUGGAUCCACCAUCUCGUGAUGCUGUAAUGCUGGCCAUAAAUCAUCUAAUGGAGCUGAAUGCUUUGGACAGACAAGAGGAACUGACUCCACUAGGAGUCCAUUUAGCACGAUUACCAGUUGAACCACAUAUUGGAAAAAUGAUCCUCUUUGGAGCUUUAUUCUGCUGCUUGGAUCCAGUUCUUACAAUUGCAGCCAGCCUCAGCUUCAAAGACCCUUUUGUCAUCCCUCUGGGCAAAGAGAAAGUAGCAGAUGCAAGAAGAAAGGAAUUGUCAAAGAACACUAAAAGCGAUCAUCUAACUGUGGUGAAUGCUUUCAUGGGCUGGGAAGAAACUCGGCGUCGUGGCUUCAGAACUGAGAAAGACUAUUGCUGGGAAUAUUUCCUGUCUUCAAAUACACUUCAGAUGCUGCAUAACAUGAAAGGGCAGUUUGCUGAGCAUCUCCUUGCAGCUGGUUUUGUGAAUAGUAGAGACCCCAAGGAUCCCAAAUCUAAUACCAACUCAGAUAAUGAGAAGUUGCUCAAAGCGGUCAUCUGUGCUGGUUUAUAUCCGAAAGUUGCAAAGAUCCGGCCAAGCUUCAGCAAAAAGAGAAAAAUGGUGAAAGUUUGCACCAAGACAGAUGGCACGGUUAAUAUUCAUCCUAAAUCAGUUAAUGUGGAAGAAACAGAGUUCCAUUAUAACUGGCUUGUGUACCAUUUGAAGAUGAGAACUAGCAGUAUUUACUUGUAUGACUGUACAGAGGUCUCUCCAUACUGUCUCUUGUUCUUUGGAGGAGACAUAUCCAUUCAGAAGGAUAAAGAUCAGGAUACCAUUGCUGUGGAUGAAUGGAUUGUUUUCCAGUCUCCAGAAAGAAUAGCGCACUUAGUUAAGAAUUUAAGACAAGAGCUUGAUGAUCUUCUGCAAGAAAAAAUAGAAAACCCACAUCCUGUGGACUGGAAUGAUAUCAAAUCCAGGGAUACAGCAGUACUGACAGCGAUAAUAGACUUGAUCACAACACAGGAGAAUGAAAGUGCCAAAAACUAUGCUCCACGGUUCCAAAGUGAACACUAUAGUUGACACACUUUCAUCUGUAUUGAUAAAGACAACACUCACCUUUUUGG
Molecule: messenger RNA, 3033 nt
Organism: Pezoporus occidentalis (night parrot)
Lineage: Eukaryota; Metazoa; Chordata; Aves; Psittaciformes; Psittacidae
Gene: DHX36
Product: DEAH-box helicase 36
Exons: 25
Coding region: 56-2989 (977 amino acids)
Cellular component (GO): intracellular anatomical structure; cytoplasm
Molecular function (GO): G-quadruplex RNA binding; DNA helicase activity; RNA helicase activity
Source: RefSeq, a predicted model, not a curated record